Amoebophrya sp. A120 is the source of this 1782-nucleotide messenger RNA. The record is from the annotation of a GenBank genome assembly. Lineage: Eukaryota; Dinophyceae; Syndiniales; Amoebophryaceae.
CACACAUUUACCAAAUAAACUAAACCUGAGCUGGUCUCGCCUCGGCUGGACAUCACAGACCGUGCCGUCGGCAAUAUCUUGAUCUUUGUGAAGAUAGUGUUCGUCCUUCGUACGUUUAACCGCGCGCGCCGAGAUUUGCAAGAUUACUCCGCGUCUCUCGAUUUGCAAGAGGACGAGAGCUCCGCUUCUACAUGUGGCGACAACCCAGGCGAGCGGAUGUGAGUGUGACGACACGUGGUUCAGAGAAGAUGACGCGUUGAAGCAAAGAGGUGCAAAAAUGAUUGUGUAGACUGCAGCAAGAUCAGGCAACAAAUAUACCGUUUUUUUUUUUCGUCGUGCGGCAAACGGCAGCAUGGUGGUGAUCCAGGACCUUGACGACAUCGACGACCCAAGCAUCCUAGAUGCGGAUGAGGAGGAAAAGGAAAAGCCAAAGGACCCGCCCGCACCCACGGUCAAGAAGGGCUUUUUGAACAAAGAAAACCGCCCUGAGCUCUACGGGCCGGAGGGCAGCGAGCAGGGGAAAGUUACGGAAAAGCAGAAGCAGCAGUGGGCAACAGACGACCUGAACCGCGAACAAAACAAAAAACAGGGGCUCGGAGCCUACGACUCAGAGUAAGGCUAUAGCCAUAUUUUUUUUACGUCGUUUUUUUCUCCAAAGUGCCUGUAUCUUCAACUGAUUGCGUCACUACGUACUUGCGCUUUCGUUUUGCUCUGGUGUACCGAUGAAGAGCCAUCGCCUCAGGAGUUCCUAUUUAUUCCACCGCAGCUUCGACAAGCCAAAGUGGUUUACUUCGGAGUGGCCGUCAAAUUGUCAGUACAACAAUCCGGGAUGCAACGUCGAUGCCAUGAAGAAGUCGGCGCACGAGUCCACCCUGCACCAGGACGUGAUCCGAAAAAGCGACAGGUGGCAGGAGGCAAUAUCGAAUCCGCAGGGGGAGAUACGGCUGAGCUUCCUCGGAAUGCGGGACGACGAUUUGAUUGAGCUCGUCAACGCGCUCCGGUCCAACGAGACCGUCGAGCAUUUAGACGUGUCCUUCAACCACCUUCAGGACACCGGGGUGCAGCACUUGGUCAGCGCGCUGGCGCAAAAAGCGCUGCCGGCACUCAAGGAGCUGAGAAUGUAAGUCAAAGCAUGUCACUGCAGUUGCUUCGUGUAUCGAAUGAAGGAAGCAGCUAAAACUACUCAACGUGAAAGUUGUACGUCGAUUUUGGCUUUAACGGAGAUGCUGCCAUUAGGCUCCUUGAUUAUGAUUUUGUCCUCCCAUCGAGAAAUACACUCGGCAAUGGAAAAAGAAAAACUUCACCCCAGAUACAAGAACGAGUUCACGAAGCUUGGCAAGGAGAUGCUGAAGGGCCUAAAAUUUCUUCGCAAGGAUGUCCAGGUUUUGAUAGAGGAGCCGGAAUAUUUCCGACCGUCGGCACCCCAAACGGCAGGCGAAAAAAGCGCAGCAUCGUCUAGUUAGCAGGUGACAACUACAAUGUGUAAACAAGUACACUUACACACACGAUGCAUAAUAAGCUCAAUUAGUUGCAUGGCAGCAACACUAAAAACCUUAUCCCAUUCAAUGGGACCCAUUGCUGCGACGCAUUCAUUGCUUCCAUGAAAAUACUUUCCGUCGACAUCCCACACUGAGGGCUGGUUGGUACUAUCUUUAUCUACCCUCUGUUGAUGGUGCCCGAAGCGGCGCUCAGGCCACCCGAGGUCGUUUGCGCACAAAUAAGGUCAAAAACGUGAUGAAUAUCAGAGUCUGUCAUGCAGUACCACGGUCAGUCUCGAUUUUU